Molecule: messenger RNA, 933 nt
Organism: Apis dorsata (giant honeybee)
Lineage: Eukaryota; Metazoa; Arthropoda; Insecta; Hymenoptera; Apidae
Source: RefSeq, a predicted model, not a curated record
UACUCUUAUUCUUUUGGCGAUUUUGCGGUUCAAAAAAGCAGCGAGUCGACAGAGAUCGGCGGAUAACAACGAUAUCGAAUCGAGGAGAGAAGUGGCUGAACGGAAACGAAAGAGAGAGAGAGCGGAUGAUCUCGGCCAAAGAAAAACGAGAAUCUCAAGAAAUAUAUAGGAAGGAGGGAAGCACAGCACAGCCGGUGGUUCAGAGGCUGUGUCAAUGUGUCAGAGAGACCGUCUCCGUGCCGGGGUUACCUUUUAUGUCCACGUAAUGUGGGACCUGGUGGAACUCCUAAGAGAAAGAAGUGGGGCCUGGAGCAAGUCCCUUUCUUCUGUCUUUGUUCAACCACUUUGGCCAUGUUAUUCUUUCCUUCUCGCGCUCUAUUCUCCUGGGAACUUGGCACCACGAGAUUUCGCCUUCAUCCACCACCAUCUUCCAAUCGAUAUUAUCAAUGCGCAUGAAGAAACUAGAUCGGAACGGCAAUGGAAUAUCAAGGAGUUCUUGAGGAGCAAUCGAGGGAUGCCAGCGGUGCAAGAACACUUGAAUGGAGCCACGGGUAGAACCAGUAUUGCGAGAUGCGGUCUCCCGUGCUGUCGUUCAGGAUCCCGCAGAAGGGGCAACCGUUUCGAGGAAGCGGUCGUCGAUUGGAAAUCGUACAUGCUGCCCGUUGAAUGGACUAUAUCUCUUUCUCUCCUGCACUGUGAACGCUCGCUUCGCUGCCCUUUCUCUUUCCUAUCCUUCCCGCUCUUCCAGCUCUGGGUAGACGCACGUCUCGGCGUCCCAGCGCGCGAUUCAUGCUGCACGUACUGUUCCUUUUCUUUCCUUGAGUUUCGCGUCUCCAGUUUUUUCCUACGAGGCGUGGAUACGAGGAAUCGAGCCGUCUCUCCUCGACCCGUUCCACGAUUUUCGUUCGUCGAUCAUUAAUCGAUCAACUCUUU